Messenger RNA from Closterium sp. Naga37s-1, 1899 nucleotides. The record is from the annotation of a GenBank genome assembly. Lineage: Eukaryota; Viridiplantae; Streptophyta; Zygnematophyceae; Desmidiales; Closteriaceae.
AUGGGAGCGAGCGGCUCGGGGAAAACUACGCUCCUUGACGUCCUCUCGGACCGCAUCUCUUCGCGCAACCUCACUGGGGAAAUCUCCUUGAACGGCGCUCCGGUGAAAGGCGACACGAUCCGACGGCUGUCAGCGUACGUGAUGCAAGACGACCUGAUGUUUCCCGCGCUGACGGUCCGCGAGACGCUCAUGUACGCCGCGGAGUUGCGGCUCCCACCGACGGUUAGCCACGCGGAGAAGGCGGAGAAGGUGCGCCGCCUCAUCCGUCUGCUGGGCCUUACCAAAGUGGAAAACUCCAAAAUCGGCGAUGAAAAUAGCCGCGGAAUCUCCGGCGGCGAGAGGAAGCGCGUCGCGAUUGGCGUGGAAAUGAUCGGCGAUUCGAAAAUUUUGUUUCUGGAUGAACCCACGUCGGGGCUGGACUCUACUAGCGCGUUCCGAGUCGUAAAGGUGAUAAAGAGAAUCGCGGUGCGGACGGGGAGUAUCGUGGUGAUGGUUUUGCACCAGCCGAGCUUUCGCCUUCUGAGCCUUUUGGAUCGGCUGCUGCUGCUCGGCGCCGGACGGAUGUUGUUUUUCGGGCAGCCUGCGCAGCUGCCCGAGUUUCUGUCCGCGUUCGGCUGCCCGCCGCCGCCGUUCGCGAACCCGACAGAAUUCGCACUGGAUGUGAUCCAACGGCUGGGACACGAGACGGAAGGUGGCGCAAAGCGCGGGGAAGACGUGGACGAUGAGGAUGACGAGGAGGAGGAAUAUGACGUAGAUGGUGCUUCGCCGGAUGCUCGAGUGGCGGAAACUGACAGCGGCGGCGGCGGCGGUGCUAGCGCGCAGAUCGGGUUCCUCGGGGAGCGCCAAAGCGCGGGUGCGGCGCAGCUACAGCCUCUCGGGGAGCGCAAUUGCGCGGGGGCGGGCGCGCAGUCAGAGCACCGCAGCGAGCGCAAGUACGCGAACGGGUGGUGGCGCGAGCUGCGCGUGCUGAUGAGCCGGUCCGUGCGCGUCAUCGCGCGCACCCCCGCGCUGUAUCUGCUGCGCCUGCUGCUCAUCAUGGUCACGGGGCUGCUCAUCGCGUCGCUCUUCUGGCGCCCGCCCUUCAACGCGGAGGGGCUGCACGAGCGGCUGGCGUUCAUCUCGUUCCUCGUGUGCACGCUCUUCUUCUCCUCCGCCGACGCCACUCCCUUAUUCAUCCAGGAGCGCAACAUUUUCAUCCGGGAAACGUCGCAGCAUGCCUACCGGCCGUCCACUUACAUGGUGGCAUCGACCCUCGUGUACCUGCCUCUGCACGUGCUCAUGGCCCUUGCCAUCACUGCCGAGUCCUGGUGGUGUGUCAACCUGUCUGGCGGGGGAACCUCGUUUGCCUUCGUGGUGCUCGUCUGCUUCUGCUGCCUGUUCACGGGGAAUGCCUAUGCCACGUUCGUCAGUGCUGCUGUCAACAAUGUCAUCCUCGCCUACGCCAUAGUCAUCUCCACCAUGGCCAACUUCGCCCUCGUUUGCGGCUUUUACAUCCAGCGGCAGAGCAUCCCACCGUUCUGGAUCUGGCUGCACUACCUCUCCCCAGUCAAGUACGCCUAUGAAGCCGUCACGCUCAACGAGUUCGCCGCAGCCGGACCCUCCACCUGCUACCAGCCUGCAGGAGAUCUCUUCGCCGCCACGCCUCUCUCGGUGCUCCUCUCGCCUGCUCAGGUGAAUCAGUCGCUAGCUGUGCUUCGCCCUGGGCUUGCUCGGACGCCGUUUGCGGAUCUGUCGGUGGGGACGUGCUUGCAGACGGGGCCGCAGCUGCUGGUGUAUUCCCUGGGGCUGACGCAGAUGAGCAAGUGGGAGUGUGUGGCGGUGCUGGUGGGGAUGGGGUGUGUGCUGCGGUUGCUGCACUGGCUGCUGCUGGUCAGGCUGUCUCGCACCAAGAGGGGGUGA